This is a messenger RNA of Orcinus orca (killer whale), 1955 nucleotides long. It is a transcript of the gene CAPS, whose product is annotated as calcyphosine. Gene Ontology annotation, cellular component: vesicle. Bases 449 to 1339 code for a protein of 296 amino acids. The record is from RefSeq and is a predicted model, not a curated record. NCBI's taxonomy places the organism in Eukaryota, Metazoa, Chordata, Mammalia, Artiodactyla, Delphinidae. Gene Ontology annotation, molecular function: calcium ion binding. The transcript is spliced from 4 exons.
ACCAGGUGACCCAUAUUGACUGGCCCUAAGUAACUACCAGGAAUUGCUUUGUUCAAGUCAACGUUGAUGUCUGUAGGACCCAGCUGUGAGCACCACCUGCUGGACAGGGGCCUGGGUCACCUCGAGUCCUUUAAAAUUGGAUCCCUCAGCAGCUUUGGCUGCGGCCGUGUAAAAAGGGGCUGGUGGCUGGUGAAGCCCAGAGAAGGGAGGGGACCUGCUCCAGCUCACACAGGAAUUGGGCCUUGCCUCCCUCCAUCCAGGACACUGGUCCCCACAGGGCUGUGGCCCACCCUUCCUCCUUGUGGUUAGGAAGUGACCCCCUCCCCCCCACCACCACCUGGGCCUGGCUUUAUCCCAGGACCUGGGCACUGCAGGGAGUAAGCGAGCAGGACAGCAGGUGGACAGCGGCGGCAGCAACAGCACUGCCCUGUGCCUCUCGGCCCGCCAUAUGCCCCCACAGGGCCAUGCUGAGGGCCAUGAGGCUCUGGUGCCUAGAGAGUUACAGCUGGGGCCCCUCCCAGUCUCCAGGGUACCGUCCCUUAGCAACAGCCCGGCCCGGCAGGACACACUGCCAACGCUGGGCAGAGCAGGCAGAAGGCAGAAGGCAGGCGGAGCAGCUACCCGGACUCCAGGACAGACGAAGGCCAGAUCUCUCUCCCAUCCAGCAGCCCAGGGAGCCCUGACCCAUCAUGGAUGCUGUGGACGCCACCAUGGAGAAGCUCCGGGCCCAGUGCCUGUCCCGAGGGGCCUCGGGCAUCCAGGGUCUGGCCAGGUGAGCUGUCCCCUCACACCUCCCCAACCCCCCGGAUCACUUUCCAACCACGCUCCCUGCCCACGCCCCCUGCCCCCCAGGUUUUUCCGCCGCAUGGACCGGGACAGGAGCCGGUCCCUGGACGCAGGGGAGCUCCAGCGGGGCCUGGCCGAGCUGGGGCUGGUGCUGGACACAGCCGAGGCGCAGGGCGUGUGCAGGCGCUGGGACCGUGACGGCAGUGGGACGCUGGACCUGGAGGAGUUCCUGCGGGCACUGCGGCCCCCCAUGUCCCAGGUCCGGGAGGCAGUCAUCACAGCCGCGUUCACCAAGCUGGACCGCAGCGGGGACGGCGUGGUGACUGUGGAUGACCUCCGGGGGGUGUACAGCGGCCGCGCCCACCCCAGGGUGCGGAGCGGGGAGUGGACGGAGGAGGAGGUGCUCCGCCGCUUCCUGGACAACUUUGACUCCUCCGAGAAGGACGGGCAGGUCACGCUGGCCGAGUUCCAGGACUACUACAGUGGCGUGAGCGCCUCUGUGGACACGGAUGAGGAGUUUGUGGCCAUGAUGACCAGCGCCUGGCGGCUGUGAGCGGUGCACACCCACUCGGCUGGCACCAUGCAGCGUAGGGCCCCACCCGGCACCCCUGGGUCAGGGCCCCUCUCACCUGGGCUUUGAGCUGAGCAGCCCCGGGGUGGGGGAUGGAGGGGAUUGUGGGAAGAUUGAGGCCGCAGAACCGGCUGGACCAGGUCUCCAGGGACACGGCUUGGCCACCAGGUGUCAGUGGGACAAAGGUUCCAACGAUGGGUCACUGGUUCAGGAGCCCAGGGAGUGAGACCCUCCAUGCCCACGCCAUGCCGACCCCAGGUCUCCUCCUGGGUCUGCUCAAGUGAACCCUGUCAGCACCCUCACCCCUCCCUCGUGACUCCCCCAGGAAGCCAGGCAGCGCCCGGGUGGGGAAGCAAACUGCUCUUCUGUGACGCAAGGCUCUGCACGGAGCGGCCGGUCUUGGAAGGCAGCCGAGCUUGGUCACCUGCCCAGGUGUGGAGUGCGGGGCAAGCCAGGCUGCUGAGGAACCGUUCCUGGACAGGUUGCCUGGCUUCCUGAGGCCCCUGGGGCAUGCGGGAGGCCAGAGUUUUAGUUAAAAGUUUUAAUGUAGUUCCCAAAUACAUUUCAUAUGACAAUCUUACAUAAAUGUUCCAAAACA